AUGGACGAAUCUCAAAUUUCAAGACCCGUAACUUAUGCGGUGUCGCGAUCCCGUGGGAAGCAACCGGGAGAGUCCGCGCUCAGCGCGAAGCUGAGGGAAAAGAGGAAAGCAAAAGGGCAGGCGAGAUCCUCUGAUGAGUCUGAGUCAGAGAAUGAAAUCGAGUCAGGCGCAAAGAUUUUGCACAAAAUGUUCAGUCGCAAGGUCGUUCUACAUUCUGACGACACCGUGGUGAAAUCUGGGAAGCGCAUUGCCCUGGGCGAGGCAGAGGCGCUCAGAGUCGCCGUGCUUGCUGGGAUACCCGCCCCUCGGGUUCUUGAAGCGAAUACAACUCCCGAUGGCCAAAGCAUUCGUAUGAGCUACGUUCAUGGACAAUCGCUUGAUACGCUUUGGCCCAGCAUGACGAUCGACCAGAAGAAGGACAUAGCGAGGCAGCUUCGGAUAAUCGUCGAACAGAUGCGGUCCGUUGCUCCGCCAGCCAAUCUCAUCGGCGCUUGUGAUGGGACUGAAAUUCGCGACACGAGAGUACAUUUCACCUAUCACUCGCCGCCGUGUCAAGACGAAGAGGCCUUCAACGAAUUUCUUUUAGCAGCUCUCUACGAGCAUACGCCUCCGCUUGUGCGGGAGGCAUUCACUCGCCGAUUGCGAACCAGCCAUCGCGUUGUCCUUUCUCACUGCGACUUGACACCAAGGAACAUCCUAGUGCGGGAUGGGAAAAUCCAGGGGCUUGUGGACUGGGAGGACAGCGGGUGGUAUCCGGAAUACUGGGAGUAUGUCAAAUUUUUCCAGCGCACCGCGGACAGAGACUGGAAACUGUACGCGCAGGAGAUCUUCCCCGAGUUGUACCAUGAGGAACUGGUCGACUUCAUCGCAAUGUCAAAAUUUCAGAAUACGUAG
Geosmithia morbida is the source of this 894-nucleotide messenger RNA. RefSeq names its product Choline/ethanolamine kinase. Bases 1 to 894 code for a protein of 297 amino acids. The record is from RefSeq and is a predicted model, not a curated record. Lineage: Eukaryota; Fungi; Ascomycota; Sordariomycetes; Hypocreales; Bionectriaceae. The transcript is spliced from 2 exons.